Messenger RNA from Manis pentadactyla (Chinese pangolin), 5005 nucleotides. RefSeq names its product FLII actin remodeling protein (gene FLII). Gene Ontology annotation, molecular function: phosphatidylinositol-4,5-bisphosphate binding; actin filament binding. Bases 97 to 3888 code for a protein of 1263 amino acids. Lineage: Eukaryota; Metazoa; Chordata; Mammalia; Pholidota; Manidae. Gene Ontology annotation, biological process: myofibril assembly; actin filament severing; barbed-end actin filament capping. The transcript has 30 exons. Gene Ontology annotation, cellular component: nucleus; cytoplasm; actin cytoskeleton. The record is from RefSeq and is a predicted model, not a curated record.
CGGGGGCGGGUUAAAGGGGCGGGGCCGGCGCCGGCCAGCCCGCGGCUCUCCAGGCCGCCCUCCUCGUCCGCCCGGCCCCGCAGCGAGAGCUGCGCCAUGGAGGCCACCGGGGUGCUGCCGUUCGUGCGCGGCGUGGACCUCAGCGGCAACGAUUUCAAGGGUGGCUACUUCCCUGAGAAUAUCAAGGCCAUGACCAGUCUGCGAUGGCUGAAGCUGAACCGCACGGGCCUCUGCUACCUGCCAGAGGAGCUGGCUGCACUGCAGAAACUGGAGCACUUGUCUGUGAGCCACAACCACCUGACCACGCUUCAUGGAGAGCUGUCCAGCCUGCCGUCGCUGAGGGCCAUUGUGGCUCGAGCCAACAACCUGAAGAAUUCUGGGGUCCCUGAUGACAUCUUCAAGCUGGAUGACCUCUCGGUCCUGGACUUGAGCUACAACCAGCUGACAGAGUGCCCGCGGGAGCUGGAGAGCGCCAAGAACAUGCUGGUGCUGAAUCUCAGCCACAACAGCAUUGACACCAUCCCCAACCAGCUCUUCAUCAACCUCACCGACCUGCUGCACCUGGACCUCAGUGAGAACCGCCUGGAGAGCUUGCCCCCACAAAUGCGCCGCCUGGUGCACCUGCAGAUGCUCGUGCUCAAUGGGAACCCACUGCUGCAUGCCCAGCUCCGGCAGCUCCCAGCGCUCACGGCCCUGCAGACCCUGCACCUGAGGAACACGCAGCGUACCCAGGGCAACCUCCCGACCAGCCUGGAGGGCCUGGGCAGCCUAGCAGAUGUGGAUCUGUCCUGCAAUGACCUGACACGGGUGCCCGAGUGCCUGUACACCCUGCCCAGCCUGCGCCGUCUCAACCUCAGCAGUAACCAGAUCACAGAGCUGUCCCUGUGCAUUGACCAGUGGGUACAUGUGGAGACCCUGAACCUUUCCCGAAACCAGCUGACCUCACUGCCCUCGGCCAUUUGCAAGCUGACCAGGCUGAAGAAGCUGUACCUGAACUCCAACAAGCUGGACUUCGAUGGGCUGCCCUCAGGCAUCGGCAAGCUGGCCAGCUUGGAGGAGUUCAUGGCUGCCAACAAUAACCUGGAAUUGAUCCCCGAAAGCCUGUGCAGGUGCACAAAGCUGAGGAAACUCAUUUUGAAUAAGAACUGCCUGGUGACCCUCCCGGAGGCCAUCCACUUCCUGACGGAGAUUGAGGUCCUGGAUGUGCGGGAGAACCCGAGUCUGGUCAUGCCUCCCAAGCCCGCUGACCGCACCACCGAAUGGUACAACAUCGACUUCUCACUGCAGAACCAGCUACGGCUGGCGGGCGCCUCCCCUGCUACUGUGGCGGCAGCAGCUGCUGCAGGAAGUGGGCCCAAGGACCCUCUGGCUCGCAAGAUGCGGCUUCGGAGGCGCAAGGACUCGGCCCAGGAUGACCAGGCCAAGCAGGUUCUGAAGGGCAUGUCAGAUGUGGCCCAGGAGAAGAACAAAAAGCAGGAGGAGAGCAUAGAUGCCCGAGCCCCCAGGGGCAAGGUGCGGCGCUGGGACCAGGGUCUGGAGAAGCCGCACCUGGACUACUCUGAGUUCUUCACGGAGGAUGUGGGCCAGUUGCCUGGCCUGACCAUCUGGCAGAUCGAGAACUUCCUGCCUGUGCUGGUGGAGGAGGCCUUCCACGGCAAAUUCUAUGAGGCCGACUGCUACAUUGUACUCAAGACCUUUCUGGACGAGAGCGGCUCUCUGAACUGGGAGAUCUACUACUGGAUCGGCGGGGAGGCCACCCUGGACAAGAAAGCUUGCUCAGCCAUCCACGCAGUGAACCUGCGCAACUACCUGGGUGCUGAGUGCCGCACCGUGCGGGAGGAGAUGGGCGAGGAGAGCGGGGAGUUCCUGCAGGUGUUUGACAACAACAUCUCCUACAUUGAGGGUGGCACAGCCAGUGGCUUCUACACUGUGGAGGACACGCACUAUGUCACCAGGAUGUACCGCGUGUAUGGGAAAAAGAACAUCAAGUUGGAGCCCGUGCCCCUCAAGGGGGCCUCCCUGGACCCAAGGUUUGUUUUCCUGCUGGACCGAGGGCUGGAUAUCUGCGUGUGGCGGGGGACCCAGGCCACACUGAGCUGCACAACCAAGGCCAGGCUCUUUGCGGAGAAAAUUAAUAAGAAUGAGCGGAAAGGGAAAGCAGAGAUUACGCUGCUGGUGCAAGGCCAGGAGCCCCCAGAGUUCUGGGAGGUGCUGGGCGGGGAGCCCUCCGAGAUCAAGAAGCAUGUGCCUGAUGAUUUCUGGCCCCCGCAGCCCAAGCUGUACAAGGUGGGCCUGGGCCUGGGCUACUUGGAGCUGCCGCAGAUCAACUACAAGCUGUCUGUGGAACAUAAGACACGGCCCAAGGUGGAACUAAUGCCUAGAAUGCGGCUGUUGCAGAGCCUGCUGGACACACGCUGCGUGUACAUCCUGGACUGUUGGUCCGACGUGUUUAUUUGGCUCGGCCGGAAGUCCCCGCGCCUGGUGCGUGCCGCCGCCCUCAAGCUGGGCCAGGAGCUGUGUGGGAUGCUGCACCGGCCACGCCACGCCGUGGUCAGCCGCAGCCUCGAGGGCACCGAGGCGCAGGUGUUCAAGGCCAAGUUCAAGAACUGGGACGACGUGUUGACAGUGGACUAUACGCGCAACGCAGAAGCUGUGCUGCAGGGCCCGGGACUCGCAGGGAAGGUGAAGCGCGAUACCGAGAAGAAAGACCAGAUGAAGGCCGACCUCACUGCGCUCUUCCUGCCGCGGCAGCCGCCCAUGGCGCCGGCCGAGGCGGAGCAGCUGAUGGAGGAGUGGAACGAGGACCUGGACGGCAUGGAGGGCUUUGUGCUCGAGGGCAAGAAGUUUGCGCGGCUGCCCGAGGAGGAGUUCGGCCACUUCUACACGCAGGACUGCUACGUGUUCCUCUGCAGGUACUGGGUUCCUGUGGAGUAUGAGGAGGAGAAGACCCUGUCCGACGGCAAGGAAGGCGAGGAGGAUGCGGGGCAGGUGGAGGAGAAGCAGCCGGAGGAGGAUUUCCAGUGCACCGUGUACUUCUGGCAGGGCCGCGAAGCCUCCAACAUGGGCUGGCUCACCUUCACCUUCAGCCUGCAGAAGAAGUUCGAGAGCCUCUUCCCCGGCAAGCUGGAGGUGGUGCGCAUGACACAGCAGCAGGAGAACCCCAAGUUCCUGUCCCAUUUCAAGAGAAAGUUCAUCAUCCAUCAGGGCAAGAGGAAGGUGGCCCAGGGUGCCCUGCAGCCAAGCCUUUACCAGAUUCGCACCAACGGCAGUGCCCUCUGCACCCGGUGCAUCCAGAUCAGCACUGACUCCAGCCUCCUCAACUCUGAGUUCUGCUUCAUCCUCAAGGUACCCUUUGAGAGUGAAGACAACCAGGGUAUUGUAUACGCGUGGGUGGGCCGGGCCUCAGACCCUGAUGAGGCCAAGCUGUCGGAGGACAUCAUGAACACCAUGUUUGACAGCUCCUACAGCAAGCAGGUAAUUAAUGAAGGUGAGGAGCCCGAGAACUUCUUCUGGGUGGGCAUUGGGGCACAGAAGCCUUAUGACGAUGACGCUGAAUACAUGAAGCACACCCGCCUCUUCCGGUGCUCCAAUGAGAAGGGAUACUUUGCGGUGACUGAGAAAUGCUCUGACUUUUGCCAAGAUGACCUGGCAGAUGACGACAUCAUGUUGCUAGACAAUGGCCAAGAGGUCUAUAUGUGGGUGGGGACCCAGACAAGCCAGGUGGAGAUCAAACUGAGUCUGAAGGCCUGCCAGGUGUACAUCCAGCACCUGAGGUCCAAAGGGCAGGAGCGCCCCCGCCGUCUGCGCCUGGUCCGCAAGGGCAAUGAGCAUUGGGCCUUCACCCGCUGUUUCCACGCCUGGAGCACCUUCCGCAAGGCCCUAGCCUAGGGCCACCACCGCCUGCGUGCAGUGCCCAGCUAUAACCCCACACUAUGGGUGAGGAAGAGCAAGGGCCUCUGUCUGUCUACCACCUGCCAGCAGAGGCUGUGUGCAGGUGGCAGCCCCUGCUCCAGCCAUCCCCCAGGGCCACAGUCCCCAGCAGCACACCCCAGACAUCACAAUGGGAGUGACCCUGACUAGUCCCCUAAAGGGUCUGGAAAAUUGGGAGUUGCUCCAGUGUAUACUCAAGUAGACACCACCACCCCUCCAGGGAUAAAGUAGAUAAGUCACCUUUUAAGAGAUAUUAAAUGCUUUUAUUUUCAAUAUUAAAAAUCAGUAUUUUUUAAUAUUAAAACAAUGCUAAAUAUAACAAAAUGACAAAAAAAAAAAACCCAAGGUACAAUCUACAGAGGACCCAUCCUGGCCACUGACCCUCCAGUAUGCGCAGACACAGACUCUCACUCACUCACUCACUCACUCACUCACUCCUCACUCACUCACUCCUCACUCACUCACUCACCACUCACUCACUCACUCCUCACUCACUCUGCAGAGGACCCACCUGGCCACUGACCCUCCGGUACGUACAGACCACACCCACACCCACACCCACUCACUCUACAGAGGACCCACUGACCCUCCAGUAUGUACAGACCACACACACACACCCCCUCCGGUACGUACAGACCACACUCACACCCACACCCACUCACUCACUCACUCUACAGAGGACCCACUGACCCUCCAGUAUGUACAGACCACACACACACACACACCCUCCGGUACGUACAGACCACACCCACACCCACUCACUCACUCUAGAGGACCCACUGACCCUCCAGUAUGUACAGACCACACACACACACCCCCUCCGGUACGUACAGACCACACUCACACCCACACCCACUCACUCACUCACUCUACAGAGGACCCACUGACCCUCCAGUAUGUACAGACCACACCCACACCCACUCACUCACUCUAGAGGACCCACUGACCCUCCAGUAUGUACAGACCACACACACACACACACACACACACACACACACACACACACACACACACACACACACACACACACACACACACACACACACACACACACACACACACACACACACACACA